AUGGCAGCUCCCGUGGACUUGUCGCACCACUUCUCCUCCAUCUCGAGGAAUCGUCAAGCCAGUGCUGUCAAAGACUUCUACAAGUACUUUGCCAUCCCCGGCAUCGUCAAUUUUGCAGCCGGCCAACCACACCCAUCCUACUUCCCCUAUGACACCCUGGAAGCCAAGGUCGCUCUGCCCCAGAGAUUUAACGUCCCCAACACGAACAAUGCCACCCCCGAGCCGGCUUCCGCCCGGAUAACAGUGCCCAAGGAAAGCCGCACGGCCGACCUCCAGCGGCGCAUUGACCUGGCCACGGCCCUGCAAUACGGACUCGCAGAAGGCUAUGCUCCCGUUCACUCGUUUAUCCGCCAGUUCACGCGCGAUCACCUCCAUCCCAAUGUCCCCUAUGCGGGCGGCCCGGAGAUCAUCAUGACCUGCGGGUCCACUGAUGGGUUCUCCAAGGUGAUCGAGCUGUUUACCAAUGCAUGGAACCCUGACCGUGACUGGAUCCAGCAGCGGGAGGGCAUGUUGUGCGAGGAAUUCACCUAUAUGAAUGCCAUCCAGACGGCUAGACCGAAGGGGAUCAAUAUAGUGGGCGUCACCAUGGAUGGCCAGGGCUUGUGUGCUACGGGUAAAGGUGGCCUGGAAGAUGUGCUGAAGAACUGGGAUUUCAAGCGUGGUCGACGGCCGCACUUGCUGUAUACCAUUGCAGUCGGGCAGAAUCCCACGGGAGGAACGCUCUCGGUGGAGCGCAAAAAGCAGGUCUACGCUAUCUGCCAGAGGUACGACGUGAUCAUCGUCGAGGACGAACCGUACUGGAACCUGCAGUUCCCAUCGGCGUACGAGAUGUCGACUCGCUACCGCGGUCCGUCUUCUGAGCCAUCCUUGUACACCCAAAACUACAACUCACAAGGCAAAUCAUCUGGCUACGCUUUUCUGGACUCGCUGGUUCCCUCAUAUCUGUCUAUAGACACCGAGGGCCGUGUUGUGCGACUAGAUACCUUCUCCAAGACCAUCGCACCGGGCAGUCGGCUAGGAUGGAUGACUGCCCAGCCCGGAAUUAUCGAGCGUGUGACUCGAAUCACAGAAGUCUCGACGCAGCAGCCCUCCGGCUUCGUGCAGUCUCUGGUCGCGGAAGUACUGAUUGGCCCUCAGCAUGAUGACCGCGUCUCUGCCAAAAAGGAUGCACAGGGCUGGCAAAUGGAUGGCUGGGUGCGCUGGCUAGAGGGUCUUCGCAGCAGUUACGAAGGGCGCAUGCAAGCCAUGUGCAAGAUUCUUGAGGAAAACAAGUAUCUCUUCAACGAGAGCACAGCUGCCUCCGACGACCCCGUCAAUGGGUGGGAGGUAGUCGACCGCACGCAAAUGUUCGACUUUGUCUGGCCGAUGGGUGGAAUGUUCCUCUGGCUUGAAGCAUGUUUCGACACGCACCCCUUGCGAUCGCAGCAUAGCCCUGAAUCGCUAUCCAAGGCGUUCUGGGUACAUCUGACAAAAAUCCCACAGCCGUGCCUUGUCGGUCCGGGGAGUAUGUUCAGCGCGACUCCGCAGUCUGCUGCAAAAGCUCACAGGUACUUCCGGUUGGCAUUUGCGCCCAUGGAAGCUAGUGAGGUCUCGGAUGUUACGCACAGGCUGAUCAAAGGGUUCCGGACGUUCUGGCAGCGCAAGGAUCUCGAUGGUUUGGACGAUGCGCCCGGUCGCGAUACUGGGGUAGCUAUGCAACACGGUUCUACGGCGAAUCUCUUUGGAAUCGGCUGUUAA
Molecule: messenger RNA, 1737 nt
Organism: Penicillium lagena
Lineage: Eukaryota; Fungi; Ascomycota; Eurotiomycetes; Eurotiales; Aspergillaceae
Product: putative aromatic amino acid aminotransferase
Exons: 3
Coding region: 1-1737 (578 amino acids)
Biological process (GO): biosynthetic process
Molecular function (GO): pyridoxal phosphate binding; transaminase activity
Source: RefSeq, a predicted model, not a curated record